Messenger RNA from Carassius auratus (goldfish), 2247 nucleotides. Its product is annotated as serine incorporator 1-like. The record is from RefSeq and is a predicted model, not a curated record. NCBI's taxonomy places the organism in Eukaryota, Metazoa, Chordata, Actinopteri, Cypriniformes, Cyprinidae. Gene Ontology annotation, cellular component: membrane. Bases 105 to 1487 code for a protein of 460 amino acids. The transcript has 10 exons.
GUAACCUGUGGUUUCCGGCUUCAGCAGACAGCGGCGCUACAUUGUAAACACGAAGCGUCCAUUUUCAAACCCGUCCGGAGAAACCUCGCACAUCACCGCUGAACAUGGGGGCCGUGCUCGGGCUUUGUUCCAUGGCCAGUUGGAUUCCUUGCCUUUGUGGCAGUGCUCCCUGCCUGCUGUGCAGAUGCUGCCCAAGUGGAAACAACUCCACAGUCACUCGGCUGAUCUAUGCCUUCUUUAUGCUGCUGGGUGUGGGCAUCGCCUGCAUCAUGCUCAUGCCAGGCAUGGAGGGCCAUCUGAAGAAGAUUCCAGGCUUUUGUGAAGGAGGAACGGGGUCGUCCAUCCCGGGAGUCCAAGGUCAUGUGAACUGCGAUGUGCUGGUGGGCUAUAAGGCUGUGUAUCGUGUGUGCUUUGGAAUGGCUAUGUUCUUUCUGCUCUUCUCGCUCAUCAUGGUAAAGGUCAAGAGCAGCCAGGACCCAAGAGCUGCUGUGCAUAACGGGUUUUGGUUUUUCAAGUUUGCGGCUGCCACUGCUAUUACAGUUGGAGCUUUCUUCAUUCCUGAAGGCCCUUUUACUACUGUCUGGUUUUACAUUGGCAUGGCUGGAGCGUUCUGUUUCAUCCUCAUCCAGCUGGUGCUCUUGAUCGACUUUGCUCAUUCUUGGAACGAGUCCUGGGUGGAGAAAAUGGAGGAUGGAAACUCUCGCUGCUGGUAUGCAGCUCUUCUAUCUGCCACAGCCAUCAACUACGCUCUGUCGCUGGUGUCUCUGGUCUUGUUCUAUGUGUAUUACACUCACUCUGAUGGCUGCACUGAGAACAAAGUCUUCAUCAGCAUCAACAUGCUGAUGUGCGUUGGUGUAUCUGUCAUGUCCAUCUUGCCUAAAAUCCAGGAGUCCCAGCCCAGAUCUGGUCUCUUGCAGUCCUCCAUUGUUACUCUGUACACUAUGUAUCUGACUUGGUCUGCCAUGACCAAUGAGCCUGAGCGCAGAUGCAACCCUAGCUUGCUUGGCAUUAUUGGCCUCAACAGCACCACCCCUGCUGGUCAGGACCGUGUUGUUCAGUGGUGGGAUGCCCAGGGCAUUGUGGGCUUGAUCUUGUUCCUGAUGUGUGUGCUGUACUCCAGCAUCCGAAACUCAAGCAAGACCCAAGUCAACAAACUGACCCUCACCAGUGACGAGUCUGCUUUGAUUGAGGAUGGUCCCGUUCCAGAGAACUUUGAAGUGGGUGAUGAUGGCUCCAACCGUGCCGUUGACAAUGAGAAGGAUGGAGUCACCUACAGCUACUCUUUCUUCCACUUCAUGCUUUUCUUGGCUUCCUUGUAUAUCAUGAUGACACUGACAAACUGGUACAGCCCUGACUCCAGCUAUGAGACUAUGACCAGCAAGUGGCCCUCUGUGUGGGUGAAGAUCACCUCCAGCUGGAUCUGCAUCUCGCUGUAUGUGUGGACCCUGGUGGCUCCUCUGGUCCUCAUCAACCGUGACUUCGACUGAGAGGACGGACUAUCCACAUGUACAGGGAUAGGAGGGUCUAAAUGUAAAUAAUUGCGAGUGUUUUGUUUCGUUCAACUGACCCUACAUGGUUUUAUUAUUUACCUUGCAUGCUUUUAUGUAGUGUUCAUAUAUGAGCUGAAAUAAAUUAAGAACAUGGCUUGGGUUUCCUGUGAUGUGAAGUUAAUAUUUCCUUUAAGAAUUUGUUCUUCAAAAUUAAGGAUAAUAUAACCUUGAUCAAUAACCUCUGUAUGGUUUAAGAAAUAAAUAGAAUGUAUUGAAAGUUAUUUGUAGAGAGUAGUGAAAAUGCAGGACAUGUUUUCCCAUAAAUUGUGACAUCCAUAGUUUUCUAUAGAACGCACAUAUACAGCAGUGAAUUAGCAUGUGAAAAUUGUAGAUUUUGUCAUGCUUUUCGAUGAUUUUGCACCAUGAACAUGACUGUAAUUUUGACUUAGUGUUAACCCUUUUGCAACUUGCACAUGUUAGUUGUUUGCACACUUUUAAUUUUAUGCUUGUAGCCAAUGUGUGUGUUGAACAAUGUUUUGCACUGAAUAUAUUAUUCUUUGCUGAUAAAACCUGAAUAGAUGAUUUUUUUUUUUUUUUGCUUUAACAUUUAUCGUAGCCUAUUAUAAGCACUCUGGUGGAUUUCAUGAUGGCAGUUCUCUUCUUUUUUUAUAUAUAUAAUGUCAGUGUUAUUUAUUGCCCUUUGACAAGUGCAUUGUAAUAACCAAAUAUGUCAUCUUAUUAAAGGUUUAAAAUCCCA